GCAAACCUCAGUAUUGUGUUGGAUCUCGCAGUGUGAAGAUGUCGUCCUCUGCCAACCCCUUUAUUACAGUGGCAGCGAUUCUUGCGGUUCUGGCAGUUGCCGUCGAGCCUCAGGGAGUCAUCGAUAUCUUAGUCGUCAAGCAAAACGAACUCUUCCGUCUUGUAAAAGGAUUAGAGACGAUACUGAACUCCAUUAAAAACGAGUCUGUCAACAACGAACAACUGGAACUCCUUAACAACAAGGUUGAUGCAGGUAGGUCCGCAAAACAUGGAUCUCAGAAACAAGGAUUAGAGACGAUACUGAACUCCAUGAAAAACGAGUGUGUCACCAACGAGCAACUGGAACUUCUUAAAAAGAAGGUUGAUGCAGAUUUUGGAGUGUUAGGGCGAUAUUCACAAAGUCUAUUCGAUGGUGUCUAUCUCCCAGCGAACUUCGAAAUGCCAAGUUUGGAUUUUCUUUAUAACAUCGCUCAAGGCAAAAACACAUCUUCGAGCAGUAUUUAUUUCGAAGUUACCAGUUAUGAAGCAAUGAUGGCCAUCGAUGACAGCGACUGCACGAUAUUCCAUUCCGCAGGAGAAAUCCGUCCUUGGUGGCUGAUCGAUCUGGGACCGGAACGAGUCUUUUACCAUAUCUUGAUUCUGGGUCGCCAAGAUUGCUGUUCAGGAAGGCUAUAUGACCUUGAGAUUCGCCUGGGAAACAGCUUGGAGACGCCUGGAAACUUCUCUUCUUUUGAUCUUCUAAAUUUCUUCAAAGGACCUUACAAAAAGGAAGACGGAUUCCUCGUGUAUACCUUUCCCAAGGGUGUUAAGGGAAGAUACCUAAGUCUACAGAUCGUUGCAGAUAAGGAAGAAUAUCUACAGCUUGCCACUGUCAAAGUGAUCGGUUUAAAGAACUAAUUAGCUAUCUAACUGGCCACAAUUCUUUUCUUCAAAUAUUGUGAAGUUUUUAAAGUCCUUGAAUACGGUUUCAGCUAAUUGAAAUAUUAUACAAAGUUUCCUGUAUUACGUAUCUUUCAAUAAAUUUAUGAAGCUGCAAA
Messenger RNA from Macrobrachium nipponense, 1036 nucleotides. RefSeq names its product fucolectin-5-like. The record is from RefSeq and is a predicted model, not a curated record. The transcript is spliced from 6 exons. Bases 39 to 896 code for a protein of 285 amino acids. Lineage: Eukaryota; Metazoa; Arthropoda; Malacostraca; Decapoda; Palaemonidae.